Molecule: messenger RNA, 1914 nt
Organism: Contarinia nasturtii (swede midge)
Lineage: Eukaryota; Metazoa; Arthropoda; Insecta; Diptera; Cecidomyiidae
Product: esterase B1-like
Exons: 11
Coding region: 109-1914 (601 amino acids)
Source: RefSeq, a predicted model, not a curated record
CAUAGAGUUUGAAGCCACUUAUAUAAUACAUUCUUUUUAUCAAACUGAUGUUAGAACCACUAAUUGAUACUGCCUGAAAGCCAUCUCCAUUAAUAUAUCUUUAUUAUAAUGGAAAAGUGUCGUUAUUUGAAUUUCCCUGAGAUUUUAUCUCAUUACUUAACCAGACGAUUUUCACAAUUAUUUUCAUUAAAAUGGUCAUUAAUAUUAAGCAGUUUUUCAAAUGAUCAAAACGAUAAGCCAUUGUGUACAAUCAAAACUCGAAUUGGAUUGAUUCGAGGGAAACCAAAUAUUACAUUGUUCAAUAGACAAUUGUAUUAUUCAUUUCGUGGAAUACCAUUUGCUAAACCACCAAUAAAAGAACAUAGAUUCAAAGCACCACAGAAGAUCGACCCAUUUAACGGUACAUUUGACGCAUUCGAAUUUGGUAACGAUUGCGUUCAACCCGAUUUAAAAAAGAAAAUCUUCUUUGGAGACGAAAAUUGUUUGUACUUAAAUCUGUUCAUUCCAUUGGAAUGUUCAGCGAUGAACAAAAGCGUAAAAUUAACGGUGAUGUUCUAUAUUUUUGGUGGAAAAUUUUCAUUCGGUUCGGCACGUUUUUAUGGCGCUGACUUUUUUAUGGAAACAAAUGUUAUUGUUGUGACAUUCAAUUACAGAGUCGGUCCACAUGGUUUCCUAUCUUUGGGAUUACCCGAGUAUUCAGGUAAUAUGGCAAUGAAGGACCAAUUACGUGCUUUGGAGUGGGUCAAUGAAAAUAUUGAACUAUUCGGCGGCGAUAAAAGUAAUAUCGUUCUUUUUGGCCACAGUUCAGGUGCUGCAUCAGUAAAUCUUCAUAUGAUUUCACCGACUGCUAGUCAUUUAUUUCACAAGGCAAUCAUGAUGAGUGGCUCAGCAUUGAAUCCAUUUUUACCAAGACAUCAAGAUCAUUCAUCUAUACUUUAUAAUUUAGCGGAAAAUCUACGAUAUCCCGCUUCGAAUAAACGAGAUCUCAUAAAAUUUCUUAAUGAAAUUGAUGGAAAACUUUUGUCCAAAAUGACAUUUCAAGAUGAUUACAAUCCAGGCUUCAGUCGUAAGACUUUUAAUCGUAUUUGGACUGUUUGCAUUGAAGAACCAAAUGCAAUUGAUCCAUUUAUAACAGUGGCACCUUUUAAUAUCCUGACAAAUCAAAGCUUUGAAAAUAAAUUUGAUACACUCUUCAGCAGUUCACCCAAAGAAUUUGUACUUUCUGCGGAGGAAAAUUGUCCAGAGCUCUUAACAAAUUUUGAUAAAUUUUUUGAAAUUGGUCUCCCUCUGGAAAUGGCCCAAUUAGACUUCAACUCCGAUAAUUAUAAAAAUAUAUCGACGGAAGUUCGACGUUUUUAUUUCGAUGGAAAGCAGGUUAAUGCAGAAACAUUGCACAAAAUGAAUAUGUUGAUGACCGAUAUCAAUUUUUUAUAUGGAAUAUUUUUGAGUGCCCGCAUACAAGCGGCAAAAUCAAAAGGACGCACAUUUUUCAGCAAGUUUUCAGUUGAAAAUGAUUGGAAUGUUAGUUGGAGAAAAGCCAAGCGCAGCAAUUUCACAACGGAUUAUGCAGCUCAUACCGAUCAAUUGUAUUACAUUUUUCGAUUUUCUGCCACCACUGACAUUUUUCCAGAUGAAGCAUAUCAAACACUGAAAGAAAAUUCGAUGCAGCGCGACAUUAUCCGAAAUAUUACGAAUUUUUAUGCAAAUUUCGCAAAAUUCACAAAUCCAAUUCCGGAAAAUGAACCAAAUGAAUUUGUUGCAUCCCAAACCAGACAAUUCAACUAUUUCGAUGUAACGAAUGAAGACAUUUUCCUAAAAACAAAUCCAGAGCUUGAGCGAAUUGAAUUUUGGGAUAAAAUUUUCGAAAUAAAUAAACAAAUAUGGAAUACUAGUUUUAAUUUUUGUUCGGAUUAA